Molecule: messenger RNA, 1507 nt
Organism: Nelumbo nucifera (sacred lotus)
Lineage: Eukaryota; Viridiplantae; Streptophyta; Magnoliopsida; Proteales; Nelumbonaceae
Product: beta-1,4-xylosyltransferase IRX9-like
Biological process (GO): plant-type secondary cell wall biogenesis; glucuronoxylan biosynthetic process
Cellular component (GO): Golgi membrane
Molecular function (GO): galactosylgalactosylxylosylprotein 3-beta-glucuronosyltransferase activity; xylosyltransferase activity
Source: RefSeq, a predicted model, not a curated record
UUUGGUCCGUCGGUACCAAUCGCAGGUCCAAUAGCUCCUGCUCUUUGUAAAAUACCUCCAACGGAAUCUCUUUCACGUUUCAAAUAUAAAAUAAAAUGUUCUGUUUUAUGAGGUUGGAAGUCGCCAACUCCUUGUUACAAUAGCUUACAAGGAGUUGAGCGACGAGAUUAUAAUUAGUGGGAGCUGCGCUCGACAGUGCACCGCCGGAGAAUUUCGAUCGGUUCCGGUUUUGGUUCUUGUUUGGUUUUAGAGUGAUGGGUUCGUUGGACAGAUCGAAGAGGAGAGUUCAGUUAUGGAAGAAGGCCGUCUUCCAUUUCUUGUUGUGUUUCGUUAUGGGUUUCUUCAUGGGUUUUGCUCCCAUUGGCAAGAAUUCCAGCUCCUGGGGUCGCACUGCGUCGAAUUUGCAGUCACGGGAGAUUAGAGAGUUUUCGCCUCAGCCUGUAGAAACGUUACACCAACUGUCAAAGGUAGCGAAUUUAAAAAGUAGUCUAAUAGCAGAAACUCCGGUGGCGGUUCCGGCUGGUUCUUCCGGUGAUUCAGAGGGAACAUCUCUACUGGAAGAAGACGAAGCAGAGUUGAUCCCCAGAAAGCAAUUGAUCCUAAUAACCCCCACUCGAUCAAACGAUCCUACUCAAGGCGUGUUCCUGAUGAAAAUGGCUAACACAUUGAAGCUGGUUCCUCCACCCCUUCUAUGGAUCGUCGUGGAGGGUCAGUCGGAUUCUUCCGAAUUCUCGGAAAUGUUGAGAAAAACUGGAAUCAUGUACCGGCAUUUGGUGUUCAAGGAGAAUUUCACAGACCCAGAAGCCGAGCUGGAUCAUCAGAUGAAUGUUGCGCUUAAUCACAUCGAGCACCACCGGCUCAACGGGAUCGUUCACUUCGCGGAAGCUUCAAACGUUUACGAUCUUGAUUUCUUCGAAGAGAUCAGAGGACUCGAGGUUUUUGGGACGUGGCCAGUGGCUUUGAUUUCUGCAAAUAGAAACAGGGUGGUGAUCGAAGGACCUGUUUGUGACUUCUCCCAAGUUAUAGGUUGGCAUCUAAGGAGCGAGAACAACCAGAUGGACACGACGCCUUCAAUUCAUAUGUCAAGCUUCGCAUUUAACAGCUCAAUACUCUGGGAUCCUGAGAGAUGGGGCCGCCCAUCUUCCGUUCAAGAUAGCUCACAGAUGCAGAACUCGGUCAAGUUUGUUCAACAAGUGGUUAGUGAGGACGAGAGCAAGCUGAAGGGAAUCCCGCAAGAAGAUUGCUCCAAAAUCAUGCUUUGGCAUCUCUACAUACCAUCUCGCAUGAUACCAUUUCAACGCUCUCCUUCUCCUGUCGUUCAACCAGGAGGUACUCGUAGAUAGCAACUCCAAAGAAAAGAACAAACAGGUGGAAUGCAUAUAAUUUUGAUGUUUGAGUUUUCCCCAAAUCUCGAUUUUCUUUAUAUUUUUUUGAUAAUAUAAUUAUACGUAUAUUAAUUUGUAGAGUUCAGUAUUUUUUAUUCUGUAAACAUUUAUUUUAUUAGUCU